GGCUCAAGUUUAGAACUCGCCUAGCACCCUCUCCUCUUACUUCGUUCUUACAUUCUAUUUCGACUUAGGGUCCCGAAAGCAAGCGGCACCCUCUCUCUGUCUUCAUCUCUGUUAUAUUGCAUUCCAGAAUUCAAGAAAUGGAGACCUUCCUAUUCACCUCGGAGUCAGUGAACGAGGGACAUCCGGACAAGCUCUGUGAUCAGAUCUCUGACGCGGUCCUCGAUGCCUGCUUGUCACAGGACCCCGACAGCAAGGUCGCCUGCGAGACCUGCACCAAGACCAACAUGGUCAUGAUCUUUGGUGAGAUCACUACCAAAGCCAACGUUGACUACGAGAAGAUCGUGCGUGACACCUGCCGUGGCAUCGGUUUCACGUCUGAUGACGUGGGUCUCGAUGCUGACAACUGCAAAGUGCUAGUUAACAUUGAGCAACAGAGCCCUGACAUUGCCCAGGGUGUUCAUGGCCAUCUCACUAAGAGCCCUGAGGAAAUUGGUGCUGGUGAUCAGGGCCAUAUGUUUGGCUACGCCACUGAUGAGACUCCUGAAUUGAUGCCUCUGAGCCAUGUUUUGGCAACCAAGCUUGGUGCUCGCCUCACUGAAGUGCGCAAAAAUGGAACUUGCCCUUGGCUCAGGCCUGAUGGCAAGACUCAAGUCACCGUUGAGUAUUACAACGAUAAGGGUGCCAUGGUACCUGUUCGUGUGCACACUGUGCUUAUCUCCACUCAGCAUGAUGAGACAGUCACUAAUGAUGAGAUUGCCGCUGAUUUGAAGGAGCAUGUCAUCAAGCCGGUUAUUCCUGACAAGUAUCUUGAUGAGAAGACUAUUUUCCACCUUAAUCCAUCUGGGCGUUUUGUCAUUGGAGGUCCUCAUGGUGAUGCUGGUCUCACUGGUCGCAAGAUCAUUAUUGAUACUUAUGGAGGAUGGGGUGCUCACGGUGGUGGUGCUUUCUCUGGGAAGGACCCUACUAAGGUGGAUAGGAGCGGUGCUUACAUUGUCAGGCAGGCUGCAAAGAGCAUUGUUGCUAAUGAGCUUGCUAGGAGGUGCAUUGUGCAGGUUUCCUAUGCCAUUGGUGUGCCUGAGCCUUUGUCUGUAUUCGUAGACACUUACGGCACUGGAAAGAUCCCAGACAAGGAAAUUCUGAAGAUUGUGAAGGAGAACUUCGAUUUCAGACCUGGAAUGAUUUCUAUCAAUCUUGAUCUUAAGAGGGGUGGCAAUGGCAGGUUUUUGAAGACUGCUGCCUAUGGGCAUUUUGGUCGGGAUGACCCAGACUUCACAUGGGAGGUUGUCAAGCCACUCAAGUGGGACAAGGCCCAGGCAUAAUUGAAGCUUCUUCAAUUAUUUAUGGGCAUUUUUGUCAUUUUACGCUUGAUUCAGUGGCUGAUGCUCUCUACCAUUCGAGUCUGCCUUGUCACAAUUUACUUCAUUUUUGUUUGUUUUCAUGUGUGCUCUUGAAAUUUCAUUAGAUUUAUAUUUAUAAUAAUUAUUAAAUAUGAGAGAUGAGGAGUGAAAUGCCAAUGGGAAGAUUAUGUACUUAUGUUAUUGCUGUUUAAAGAUAAUAACAUAAAACCUGAAGUAAUUGGCAGCAGAGCCGCAGCAACAUGAAAAAUUCUUUGUCCUGUGUCAAUGGAUGGCAUUGGAGAUUAAA
Molecule: messenger RNA, 1644 nt
Organism: Theobroma cacao (cacao)
Lineage: Eukaryota; Viridiplantae; Streptophyta; Magnoliopsida; Malvales; Malvaceae
Product: S-adenosylmethionine synthase 2
Biological process (GO): S-adenosylmethionine biosynthetic process
Molecular function (GO): ATP binding; methionine adenosyltransferase activity
Source: RefSeq, a predicted model, not a curated record